Messenger RNA from Peronospora matthiolae, 10068 nucleotides. Lineage: Eukaryota; Oomycota; Peronosporomycetes; Peronosporales; Peronosporaceae. The record is from the annotation of a GenBank genome assembly.
AUGCCAUCCAGUGGCAAGGGGAAGACGCCAUUCGAAACAAGUGUCAUCCACGGAUCAGUCUUUAAGAGAGCGAGAGAGACACUCGAGUCGCAGACGUCGCCCCCUCUUGCGGACAAGAUGAGCUCGGGGGAGUCGGGCUCGGCCGUUUCCACUUUCCUACGGGACCUGCUGGGCGGGAAGGACUACAGCGACGAAGACGCGACGCGACUACAGAUCCGACGACCGUCACGCCUCAAGACACUGUUCACUACCAUUAUUGGCGUGCUGGAAGAGAGCGAGCAGGUUCGGGCGUUGGAGGCGCUCAUUAGUCUCGUACGCAGCAGCUGCGGCAAUGUCGAAGCCUGUUCGACGGCUGGUUUACAGCGUGAGAUCCUGACGUUCCUGAGUGACCGCGGUCUGUUUGCCGACCCGAGGUUUCCGCAGACAGUGCUCAAGAAACUGCUGCGCGUGUUUCUCUACUUGGCUUACCACUCGGUGAGCAUUGACGACAUUCAGGCCAUGCUCGCCGUGUUUCGUAGCAGACGCAUGGUGCACGAGGCACCUGAUGAUGAGGCCGUGAGCUGCUACUUGGCGACGCUCGAGAUGAUUGCGCGCGACUCGUUUGGGCCCGCAUCCUUUUUUGACUUGAACGGCGAGUUUUCGGGAUUGUUGAUGCCUGUACUACCAGCGUUCCCCAGCAACGGGUAUACGUUUUGUGCGUGGAUUAAGUUUGAGCUGUUGCCCGAGGAAGCGGCGCCGCUUGUUACUUUCUGUGGGAAAACUGGAGUCGGUAUCAUGUGCUCCUUUGUGCGCUCGUCGCUGAUGAUUACGAGCUUUGACAAGCGAAAGAAUGACGGACACGUUGAGGUGUCUGAUCUCGUCACGCCGGGGAGGUGGCAUUUCUUGUGUAUCACGCACACACAUCGCCAGUUCCGUGGAUCGAGACUGGACGUUUAUUUGAAUUCUGAAUUACGUCAGAGCGUGCGCUUGGCAUACCCGAACACAGCACUCAUGGCUCCUGUUGUCAAGGCAUAUCUGGCUAUGCGCGAAAGCAAUGGAUCUAACUCUCUACGCAUCUUACUCGGGCCUACAGCGCUUUUCGGACAAGCUUUGCCAGCCAGCAUUAUCAGCAACAUCAGCAGCGUCGACGAGUACGAUGCGCUAGUGUUUCAGUUCAACUCGUAUAUCUCGUCGUCGUCCACGUCAUCGAGUGGUGGCGUUAAUGGGUCAACUGGGGCUUCCGGAGGAACCAGCGGUGCUGGAAGCUCGACCGACGGAUUGCUGCUUGCCUAUGAUGCCCGGCACUGCGAUCGACUAAAAGGGAUGUGCUAUGAUUCGAGUGGCAAUGACUUCCAUGCGGCUGCUGCCAGUGCAGGAGUUCGACUAAGGCAUGCAGGGACAUUCAAGCAAGCAGUGGCACAGCUCGGAGGUCCGCUUGUCUGUCUUCCGCUACUGGUGAUAUCUACAACUACGGUUGUUUCGACGCCGAAUGAUACAGCAACCAGUCUGAACGGAGAUGGCAAAUCAGAGCCAUGUUCUGCCAAAAGUAACGAUCUGUCAAGACUGAAUGUGGUUUUGGCGACCCAAUUCGACGAGGAUUCAGGUUUUCUCCGACAAAUGAGCGAUCUACUCGCUCGUCCGAUGGGUGUCCACAGCAUUCCAAAGGUCGUACUUCUGAUUGCAGAAAUCAUGCGCCAUUCACUAGUUAACAAAUUUAUCUUCCGACGCAGCCAAGGCGUGCGCCUUAUGGCAUUGCUGAUGCGCUCAUUGCCACCAGAGUACUUGACAUCCGAUCUUCUGAUCGCAAUUGAGCGAUUGCGCAGCGCGGUAAUGUCGGAUCGCAUUCUGGCGGACGAGAUUUAUAAAUUUCUGCUGUUCAAUUUUCGGAUAUGGGUGAACGCCCCCGUUGAUCUUCAAGACACAUUGUUUAACAAACUGGAGAUUUUGACACGUAAGGACAGCAAAAACUUGUCCCCAGCUUCUACACGUCACUUCGUGCGCUGUCUGUCGUGGAUUUACUGGAAGGUUCCUACUGCAACGACCCUUCGACGCACUCGUAACUUUACUUCAGAGGAAAUUACUCUAUUACGAAAGCGUUUGUUGGCGAUGAUCCGGAUCGUGUUGUGUGAAUCUCCCGUAGCAAAGAACGUUGGUUCGGUGAUGCCGUUUCCUGGGAAAGGCAAGGAGGUGAAGUCUCAGCUGUCGUACGACAGCACGCGAUGCCUUAUCUUCUGCAUGAUUGGCAAGCCUAGCAAUCCCAUGAUCCCAGGAAUAAACAUUGAUGGGACGCCGACCGUUCAGGAGAGUAGUCCACCAAAUGGGACAUCAUCGUCAGCAACCGUCUCGUCCUCGUCAAGUUCCAAGACCGUGUCCGAGGGCGACCUCGACGGGGGCGGACCUGUCAUCGAGAACGUGCCAGAAAUGGAUUUGCCCGACUUGCUGCAACUAUUGAUUGAGUUAUCGGUACAGUCCUCAGCCCCGACAGGAAUGCUGGACCUCUUUGGUCGCUUGGGCGGUCUCCGUAUUUGGCUGCCACUGUUGAAGUUUUCGAAUGAUGUGAUCCGUGUCAUGACUCUGCGUUUGCUACGAACGUAUCUGUUUUUGAAAUGCGGGUGUGCUCAAGAUCGUGAGUUGCCCAAUAAAACGGACAAGAUACAACUUUCUGUCGGAGAUGCGUAUUUGAUCAUGCAUUCGCUUAAACCUGACGAGAGGCCUGUAUCUAUGGGGGUGUACUCGGAAAUUCUGCUCAUGAUUCUGGGAAUCCAAGUGACAGAAGAGAAUAUGAAAGCGUUAGAUGGAAAAACGGCAGCAUACGAUGGACUCAUCGACGAAAAUGUGCUAGCCACUGCGACAAUUUGGCACAAUAAUAUGAUGCCUGCUUUCUUGGGGCUCUUGCGCGCUAGCACUGUCACAGUUCGUAUGGUUGCUAUCCGCCACCUAAAGAUUGUGUUUGCGUCGUCCACUUUUGCCAGCGCGAUCAACCGCCAUGUUCUAAUUUUCGGAAGUAUAUCAAAUAUGGAUGGCACAGCGACUGAAUCGUCAACGACAGAGCAAGUCCCCAUCAUUGAGGCUAUUCUGAGUCUUCGUGGAGAUCAGCAGCUCCAACACGAGUCUUCACCAUCACCACCAUCAUCGCUUUUCGGUAUAGAGCUGCGCGGAUGCCCUGGUGUCACCAUGAGUCGACUUCGAGACAUGGUGCUGAACACACAGGAACCGGAUGAGGUUCGCAUAAAUGCGCUGUACUCCAUUAUCACCCAGGACGAUGUUGACUUCGUGCGUGGUCUAUUGGCGCUGCACGGGGAUGGCGAUCGCAAGAAGCAAGGUAUAAGCGCCAGCUGCUUCAAUGAUAUGUCAAGCCGCAUGAAACUAGCGCUUGUGGAACUAAUGGCUGUGUUCCAGCCCAGUGGGUGUGUGGAUUUUAUUACGCACAUGUCAUACGACGUCAUCUCGUCCAUGAUCUGCUUGGAAGUAAAAACGAAUGAAAUGGCAUGGUUUUUACUGCAGGACCCGUUUACUGCUCUAUCGCGCUUUAUUACUUCGGCAGAGGAGUUAGAGAUGGUCGUCGUGUCAUUGCUCAAGACCACACUGGACAAAAUGAAUGAAAUGCUUUCGGCUGAAAUGAAUUUGCGCAUCAACGAAGGUACUCCAUCGCGCGAGUCUAUUUUGUGGCGGAAUGCUGAGAGUUUAGCAUCGCUGGCAGCGGCUGUAGUACUGCACUACGACCCAGAUACUCUGGGAAACGUUGAUCCCAGUAGGAUGGCGAGUACAUGCAGCGAAGUCGCGACCCAUUCUUUAGUGUUUUGGAAAUGCGAGCGAGCCAUUUGGCACGAGGCUGAGCUUGUGGACUCAAUUUUAGGCAUCUGGCAGCAUUUCGCAUCUCAUUUCCACUCAGAUUCCGAUGCCAGCUUCGCGCGGCGAUCCAGCAACGCUCAAAUCCGCCGUGGUAGUACAGCUUCGCGCUCGGUCGAGAGCGGCUUGCAAAGUCCUCCAUCGCUCGGCUCCUCUGCACGUUCCAAUAGCAGUGCAAGUAUGCUCGGGUUCGGCUUCAAUCUGCUACCUAGCGGAGGUGGUCCUAACACACCUGUGUCCAAUCCGUCACCGGCACUGUCGUCAGGCAGCAGUAUUAUUUCCGCUCGUCCUCACCCCGGAGGCCCGAUGCGCCAAAUUUUGCAGCUCUUACUGCGUUGCUUGUACCUCGUUCUCAUAUCCGAUGACUACGCCGCAUCAGCUUGCAGCGAUGACGUCGAAAAUGAUGAACUCUCAUCGGUAAAGCUGCGGCUUCCAGCCAACUCGGUGUUUUUCGCACGCAUUAACAAACUGGAGUAUUUUAUCAACGCAAUGGGCUUGGGUCACGAGACCGCGCAAUUUGACUCGAGCUUCGCGCCUUCUCGCUCCGGUUCGAAUGGCAUGACAACAACGGCUGGAUUAGUCACAGCAUCUCUGUGUGUAAAGUCUGUCCCUGGUGAUGAAACAACGCUCCUCUUGUGGCUGAUUCCAGAGCUCUCUCUGCUGAUUGACCGCGUUCGACAGAAGUGCUGGUCCGAGUCGGCAGUUAAGUUAGCAAGCAUUCUGGCGUCUCUGGUGUCCGUGCCUCUGCGUUCGUCGGACGAACUUGGCGAGCUGCUUGCUCGGAGCGACUUCACCGCGAACAACCAAGAGGUUCGUCGUCGUGAUUGCUUUUACCACGAACAGAUGGCGCACGCACGUGAUAUUCGCGCUUUACGUCGGGUCAGUAUGUUCGACGAGGAAGCCAAUGAAAAGAACCGAGCAAAGACCGAGCUGGAGCGAAUCAGCAAAUUCACUCGCUCUGCACCUCCACUAAGCGGGUCUUCUAACGAUAGCGAGGAUCACGUUUGGUUGGAACGUGUAAAGGCCAAAGAUAUUGACGACUGGAUGAAACUUCGGGUGUUGGCGAAAUGGGGCGUUCGUCACGUUUGGGGUGGGAAAGAAGAGGCUACUUUGAACUCUGUAGGUGACAGUACCAUCACUGGCCUUUGGGGCGACAAUGAGUUUUGGCGUGUAGAUAUCUACACGUCCAGCAAUUGGAUCCGUUGUCGUUUGCUCCCAGAUACAGAUGACACUGUUUCUUAUCACUACAAUGCGGAUUUUUCUGCGUUGAGUCUGAAGCAAGAUAUGGUCAACAAUAUGCCGGACGAAUUGGUAAUGCCGGUGGCGGAUUCGAUCGUCGUAGAUGGUGCGACUCUUGUGGCAUCAGGUGAUUCGAUGAAUCAGGCGUUUGAGGAAGAGGAAGAAGAAGACGAGACCCGCACUGAUAGCAGUGGUGGAGACGGAUCCGAAUCUGUGGACAAUGAAGAUCCGGGGUAUGUCGGGAUGGCGCGGCGCCUCAGUGACGUGGGGUACCUAGAUGACGAUAACAAUGCAACACAACAGGAAGGUGGUGAUAGCCGCAGGGACAGAGCACUCUCGAUGCUGCGCGAUCGCAUGCGCAGCAGCAGCAGCGUUAGAGAUGUCGCACGUUCAUCGCUGCACUUGGAAAUUAUAGGUCUUAAUUCAGAUCAUGAAUCAACUGCACUAUUGGCACCGCUACCGCCACCGCCACACGAUUUCGAUGAUGCUGCUAAAGCUAUGACGAACGAGUCUAGGGAGCGUCGUGCUGUCUCUGUGGACGUGGCUACCACUGUCAAGUCAGCAAAGGGUCGCAUUGGCACGAUAUCAACACGCUUCUCUUCUGGUAUCAAGCGUUUGGCAGGUACACGGUCAGCCACUUUGUCAGGAUCGACGGGACAGGAGAGCUCAGGUUAUGAUAGAAGCGUCUCGAGUAUUUCGGAUGAAGGCGGGGUUACGCAAGAUUCGCAGGAUUUAGCAUCCCCAGAUACAAUGGAAAGUGAAGCUGCGGCAUCCCCAAGCAAGGAAAGUACUAAACCUGCCAGCCCGAUGGAACCACCUUUGUCAGGCCCUGCGUCGUCAUCGCGAGUGAUCAAGAAUUUUCCUAGUAAGCAUGACCACUGGAAAACGUUAGGAGCACCGUACCGUACUAAGGCGUACCUUGUUCUGCCGUCGGGCGUUUUGGUGCACGGGGCCCUACGUAUCGGCGCAGCGACGAUUGUCUUCGAAGGUGAGCGCGUGGUAACACUGCGCGGCAUUGCUGACGCGUUUAAGUCAAAUGAGGAUGGGGGUGUUGCUGCUCGGCAGCGCAGUGCACAGCUCCUUCACGAAACAUACGUGUCGCAAUUGAAACGUCGUGUGUGGGGCGUUCGUGUCAUUCGUGUGAUUCACCGACGGCGUUUCCUCAUGGAAGGUCAGAACGGCCUUGAAAUCUACUUCGUGGAUGGCAGUUCGUGCUUCUUCGGACUCGAGAGCUAUGGGGAAGCUGAUCUCGUGUACGCUAUUUUACGAGAGCGCAAACCCCCGUGUCUUGCAAAGUGGGGCAAGAGAUUGUUGACAGCUGAGAGAAUGUUUUCAAAGAGCAAGUGGACCGAAAUGUGGGUUCGACGUGAGAUCAGCAAUUUUGAAUACCUGAUGGCACUGAAUGUAUCAGCGGGCCGUUCUUACAACGAUGCCUCGCAGUACCCUGUCUUUCCAUGGGUGAUCAAGGAUUAUGAGUCUUCAGAGCUCCGUUUAGAUGAUGAAGACGUGUAUCGGGACUUACGUCGACCGAUUGGUGCACAAACGCCUGAAGGUAUUCAGCGUGCGCGAGCAACUUACGAGGGCUGGGAUCCGAAGAUGCCUAUCCCAGCAUGUCACUACGCGAACGGGUACUCGCAUUUGCAGUCUGUGUUAUACUUCUUAAUCCGGCUUGCACCUUUUACUGGAGCUGUUCUGGGUAGCGAGGAGCAGCGGUUCUACCACAAGACUGCUGGAGAACCAACGUUUGAUUCAAUGCUUGAUGCAUUUCGGAUGUGCACUAGUGACGACCGUCACAUGUUUGAGCUGACGCCAGAGUUUUUCUACCUACCGGAGUUAUUUUCAAGCGCCCGAAACAAAAUUUUGGCGCGCCACUUUAGUCCAGGACAGAGCAUCAGUGCGACGGCAUGUCUGGCGCGUGAAGUAGCACUACCUCCGUGGGCUGCGUCGCCAUACGAAUUUGUGCGACUUCACCGUUUGGCCCUUGAGAGCGACUUUGUGUCGAGCAACCUCCACCACUGGAUCGAUCUCAUUUUCGGAUUCAAGCAGACGGGUUCACCUGCUGUCGACAGUUUGAACUCAUACCAUAUCGCCUGCUAUCCGGAGCGCCUGGAUCUUUGUAGCUCGAGCGACGGUGUGCGAGCGAAACUCGUUCAGCGGGGGACUGUGCCUAUACAGCUAUUCCGGAAGCCACACCCGGCAAGAAUGACUCAAGAUAAGUCACUUGAGGCACGAUACCCAGCCUCGCAUAGCAUGGCUGUGCUCUCAUCGCGUCGACAGGUCCGUCGCCACGACCUUCCGUCGAAGCACACUGCUGCCAUAAAGAGCGUCCGCUUUUCCAAUGCUCUGAAUCAUGCAGCGGCGCUUACUGCGCUCACUGGAUCCGGUCCCGGACUCGGCAGUGGCACCGGCAUGGGAGCCCACAGCACUGGCAGUAACGACCAUGGAGUUGUUGUGUACACAACAGAUAGCGAUGGUGUUGUGUUGGCAAAACGCUACUUGAAUUCGGUUCCCGAUACGGUGCGCUCUUGCCCAUUCUCAAUGGUGGACGUCGACCAGUGGUGGAAGCUUCCCGCAGGUUGUCUCGUAAACGAAGGAGUAGUGUUCUAUGAGCAAAUGAUAAGUUGUGGGUACUGGGAUGGCAGCUGGCGCAUUCACUGGGCAGCUGAUGGCGAGCUUUUGCAACGAAUUGCUUUCCACAAAAAGCCUAUUUUGUGUAUGGCACGAAGCGAAGACGAUUUUACCGGUGAUCUGGCGCUGGCUUUUGGUAGCGAAGAUUGCACUGUCUCGGUUUGGGCUCUGUCGAAGCUUUCGGCGUCUCGCUCUCGGCGCCUUUUUCUUAAAAAGGAACUACCUGUUGGUGGUUUGCCGUGGGUUUCUCUAGUGGGUCAUACGAGCCCAGUCGUUGCCGUGGCGCUCAAUGUCGACUUGGAUGUUGUUGUUAGCGCCUCUAAGGACAACGUACUUCUGCUGCAUUCGCUGCGCGGGUCUACUCCUCUUCACGCCUUGGCGCUCACACCCGGACCGAUGGAGUCGUCUGUUGUUGCUCACAUGGUCAUUUCGGCACAGGGCGAUACGCUGGUUCACUCCAUCACAACUCACAGGACGCAGUGGAGUGGCCGAUACUCUCGUGCAAGUUCGAUCUUCUCGGACGACAAGGCCAGACUCACGGUUGGCGAAGGAAGUGCUAGUAGCAGCAUGGUGGCUGGUAGUUUGUCCAGCAACGGGUAUGUCGCUACCAACGAACAGCUGCAGCAGCAUGACGACUCCGACAAGCAGUCUGAGCUUUACAUGGUAUCUAUCAACGGUCACGUGAUCUCCCACGACAAACUUGUUACAAGUGGUGACAAUGAAGAAACUACGGAAGAUGAGAAGCCUCCGAUACCACAUUUGGUGCUGGAUCGUGGUGUACUAUUUACCCGUUCAGGCGAAUAUUUAAUCACGGCGUGUGCCGGUGCGGAAGCAGCGAUCGAAGUGCGUGACGCUGGUAUGCCUCGGUCUGUGGUUCGACGUAUCGAUUGCAAGCGCGCAGGAGCUGAUUUGACAAGUCUGAGCGUUGGACAAGAUGAGCGCUGUAUUGUGUGCGGCUAUGCUGAUGGAGCUGUGGUAGCCUAUGCUCUACAUUUCGGUGUUGCUGAUGGCUGCAAGAGUCUCGUGAGACUCGAUAGGCAAGCACGGGAACGCGAGCGUGCCGCUCUUGCACAGGCUACUAAGCGCGAGUUACUGCGGAACAAAAGGCGAGAGGAGUUCUUGCCUGCCUUUUUGCGCGGUAAUGGUGGCAGUGAAGGCACCGCUCUUUGGUCACGGCAGGGAAAGUCCGGCAUGCCGAAAGAGCCGUACAUGACGCACAUGCAGGAGCAGUUCUUGCUGCUUAAACAAAACUGUGUGAGUGGUGAUGAACAGUACGAGAAAUUGCUUGGUGACCUUUGGAUGGCAAUUUACUCGCAAUCUCCAUUCAAAAACGAUUGCGAAGCUUCGACUCUCGAGCAAAGUUGUCCUGCUGCGGAACGCAAUCCGUUGGGCGUGGGCGGCUACGACCAGGCAGUUAGUGAUGAUGUUGCUACUGACUUAGCUACUGGACUACAAUUUGAACGAGUUGGCGAAUCAUGGAGCCGAUUAGGUUUCCAGCGUCCGGACCCGACGACAGAUUUUCGAGCUGGUGGCAUGCUGAGUUUGAACUGUCUGGUGUACUUCGCAUCACGUUAUGCUUCCCAAGCCGUGCGCAUGGUGACCAGCCAGGUACCUGGAUCACACGACCACACCUAUCCAUGGGGUCCUGCAGGUAUCAAUGUAACGUGCAUGGUGGCGCGUCUAUUCUGGAAGUUUAAUGGUGAGCUCGUCCGCGAACAACAAAGCAACUGGCCACUGUUCUACGAUAAUGAGGCCUUCCAUCUGCUCUUUUCGGAAGUGUUUGUGCUUUUCGACUACCUCUGGCACGAGAUGAACGCCGACUACGGCAAUUUUUCCAUGGUCAUUCAAACUACAAGCGAUCGAGUCAUGGACGUUCUCGAAGAGGCCGAGGGCGAUAUUAAUGUGGUGCUGAUAGAGCUGCGCUCGCAGAGUGUGCCGGCAACAAUAGGGAAGCAAAGACGCGCAUCUUCGCGCUCGAUGGAGGACUUCCUUACAACUAUCAACACAAACAUUACCGACGCUUCGGCUGCUGUCAAGGAAGGGAUUACGUCCUCAGAUGGCACAAAUUGCCCGUCAUCAACGCCUCCAAGAAAGUCGCCACGCUCCUCAUGGUCAUUUGGUGCUCAGGUCUCGCAAUCCGUCAAUCGAUUGAGUCUAGGCGCCAUCGGCUCGCCAAGUUCAUCUACCGUGACAGCAGAUACUGUUCAUGUGCCAAGCGUCGGGGAUAGCAGUGCACUGAAGCUCGCACCAGUUGCUACAACCGAAACGUUGCUACCAGACGUGGACGACCCUUUUGCUGGCAACGAUAUCUGUGGAUUCGAAGAGAAGCCGCCACCGGUGCAGAGCGACGACCCCUUUGCGUGUUUAAUGUGA